CAUUUUAUAUGUAAUACAUAAAGUUUUGUUUUAUUGGCUGAUAUUCGAAUUCUGCAGCGUUUGAACAACAGAAAAUAAUCAGUAAACCAGUUAAAAAAUCAUAUCUUACAUUUGAAAAUUAGUUUAAAAAGUUAUAUCCUACAUACACAAUGAAUUUUCUGAGAGCCUUGAAACGAGCUAUUUUUGGUAAAAGCUCGCCAAAUGAACAUCUUCAUAUAAAUGUGAAGAGCAAAAAUAUAUACAACAGUAAUAGAGAUUGCGAGGAUUUGCUGAACCAAAAAAUUCCAGAAAAUGGCUCAUAUUUCGAUAUCUACGGCUUGAUAGGAGACCAAGGCGCAGAGCAUGAUCAAAGCGAUUUCAAACAAUCGAAACAUGAAUUUGAAAAACAGACGUUCCAAUCAUGGCCUCCCAAAAACAAAAUAGGAAAAUAUAAUCAAAGCAGACCCAACGAAUACGUCCACAUCGCUCCAGAAAGCCCAAAAGAUGCUGGUAAAACGAAAGCAUUGGAUACAACCUUGCGUGAGCUUCUGCAGGAGAUACGCCAAGAUCUACAGGACCAGCCAUAUUUUGACGGGAAAAUCAAAAUGCCAGAUGCAGCGAGACUGCUGAAGAAGUACAAAAUUGAGGGCUCGUUUCUAGUGCGCAACAGCAGAAACCAAGACGGACUCAACUUCGCUAUCACAUUCUUCUCGAGUGCAUUCAAAAUAAAAUCUGUUAAAAGUAUCGGAAUCACUUUCAUCCCUGCCGUCAAGAAAUGGAGAAUGGGACACAAUGAAAUUCCAAACGAACGCCAAUUCAACAAAGUUUCUGACUGCGUUGAGUUCAUCAGGAGUAAGAGGCAAACUUUAACGAGUGGAGAGGAAAUAGAACUAAGUGGACCACUCACAAAAGAACUAAUCGAAAAAAGAAACCGUCUAUCACCAUCACCGAUUUAAAAAAGAAAGAGAAAUUUUAAAAUGCAUUCUCUUUUGAUAUUCAAAAUUAAUUAAAGUGUUACUCAUUUAUAAAAAAAGUUCCUGCGUAAUGAUU
Molecule: messenger RNA, 1029 nt
Organism: Symsagittifera roscoffensis
Lineage: Eukaryota; Metazoa; Xenacoelomorpha; Acoela; Convolutidae
Exons: 3
Coding region: 150-935 (261 amino acids)
Source: RefSeq, a predicted model, not a curated record